GAUCUUUCCACUUCCCGUCUCAGUUUCUCUCCCAGACCGAGAAAAUGGAGACUAAAAUCGCGGGAUCGGGGCCGGUGAUCGGCGGUGACGACAGGAUCAGCCUCUUGCCGGACGAAAUCAUCUGUCGCGUCCUUUCUCUCCUGGAAACUAAGUACGCCGUCGGCACCGCAGUUCUCAGCCAACGGUGGAAAGAUCUUUGGACUAGGGUUUCCAGUCUCGAUCUCGACAGCGGCUUGGUUUACAAGCCUCUCGCCGAACCCCGUAAGCUAGAACCCGCUUCAGAUGCUUUGAAGAGGAGAGAAUUGGAGUUCCGCCGCUUCGCCAACAAGGUACUGGCCCAGCACCAGAAUCUCAAUUCUCUUACUCGUUUCCGCUUCCAUUUCUUAAGAAAGGUGCAUUCUCAAACUGGGUUUGAGGGGGAAUUCGUGUUUGGUCCUCCAAUGGAGGAGAUUGAUGUCAUGAUCAGCGGUCACAAAUGGAUGCGCUGCAUUCCCGAGAGCUUCUACACUUUGAGGAAUCUGAAAUUUGUCACGCUUUCGGGGGUUAUGCUGGGUUCAAUAAACAAGCCUGCUUUUCUUCCAAGUGUGAAGAAUUUACAGCUUUGUAGUGUGAAAAUGGGGGACGUUGAGUCAUUAGGCAGGCUCCUUUGUGGUUGCCCUGUCCUAGAGACUCUUCUUCUGAACUGUUGCUACUUCUCUGACAAGAAUGAUGGAGACAGAUUCGAGGUUUCCUUACCAUGGUUGAAGAACUUGAAGAUUAUCGAUUAUGAGGCCAUCUGGGCCGAUCAGAUGUUUCCUAUUGUUAUUGAAGCGCCAAAUCUCGAGGAUCUUUAUGUUGAGGCAUUUGCAGAGUUGCAGUUUAAGGGCACAAGUCCGUUGUCAUGCCUUCAUUCAGCACAUGUUAAUGUGGGGGUCGAGAGUUAUAGUUACUUAAUUCGGCUCCUCACUCAAAUCUCUAAUGCAAAGAAAAUGCAUUUAUUCGGGAAGACUCUGGUAAUAAGGUCCACUGUUUUCUUUACAUUGAUCUAAUUCUGUUCAUAAGAGGGUUGAUCUUGUUAACCUUUGUUUCAAACAGAGUCCUCUGUCAGCUGUCGAUGAUGUUCUACUGCCAGUCUUUCCCAAUUUGACACAUUUGAUAAUUAGAACCAUUCGAUUCGAGGACAGUAUCUGGGUUUUACACUCUUUGCUGAGCUCAGCCUCCAAACUACAGCUGCUUGUCCUUGAUACGGCGAAUCCCAGUGGGGAAGACAGAAUGGCGUGGGAGGAUCUAGAGACUGCUCGCACGCCAGAGUGUUUGUUAUCAAGUCUGGAAGAAAUCGAGAUCAAGGAACUUACAAUAUAUCCAGAUGUGAAGAACAUGAUAGCAUAUUUGCUCAGGGCUGGAGCUGUUCUGAAGAAGGUCAGUAUGCACGUAAAUGGUAACUAUCUCAAACGAAUGGGUCGCAAAGAUCUUAUGCCACUACUGGAACUUUCAAAAAGAUCGAGUGCUUGCAAAGUCGAGCUUAUCUUUCCCGAUGACAAAGAUAUCGUCAGCGAUAGCGAUGAUGAGAGCAACACCGACAACAGCAAUGAUGAUGGCUCUAACGACAUCGACGACGAGAACAACACCAGCGACGACGACCGUGAUGAUGAUUUUCUUUGAAGCAUGUUAGGUGGGGAAGGAAGGAGGCUGUGAAUAACAUGAUGAAGCUGCAUUUUGAUUUCCAUUUACAUCCUAAUUCAGUAGGCUAAAGUUUCUUAUGUGCUCGAUCCUGAAUUCUGAUCAAAUCAGGCGUGACCAU
Messenger RNA from Linum tenue, 1780 nucleotides. NCBI's taxonomy places the organism in Eukaryota, Viridiplantae, Streptophyta, Magnoliopsida, Malpighiales, Linaceae. The record is from the annotation of a GenBank genome assembly.